Messenger RNA from Cuscuta campestris, 617 nucleotides. NCBI's taxonomy places the organism in Eukaryota, Viridiplantae, Streptophyta, Magnoliopsida, Solanales, Convolvulaceae. The record is from the annotation of a GenBank genome assembly.
AAUCUGUGUGCUUUGUUUUUUGUGUCAAGAUUAACAAAAAACCCAUUAUUUAUUAUGACAUAUUAUUGGGUUUUUUUUGUUGUUGUGAAUAUUUACUUAUCCUUGAGGUUGGUUGAAGUUAAGAUCAUAGAUGGAAAACCAAGAGGGAGGUCAGGGAGCAGGGCAAAAGACAUGCAUCUUCAGCAAGAAGCCCAUUUACCCAGAGGAUAAGAAGGCUGUCGAGUUCGAACUUGCUCUAUUGGAUAGUGAUGGCCAUUGCACUGGGGAAAGCAUCCCGGUUCGCAUUUGUGCAUCCAUCCGAAAUAAGCAAGUGAGUGAUGGUCUUUGCAUUGGAAGACACUUUGACAAAUACUAUGAUCAGAUGAAACUUGAGAUGCAAGAGCCGAGGAAGGAAUACAAGGCAAGUGAAAUGAGCGGAGGGAAAAAAUGCAGCAACAACAACAGAGUAGAAUCCCACAUAAGUAGGGUCGAGGGAGGAGCGAAAAAAAGCAACGCGAAGAAGAAGAAAAAUGGGAAGAAGACGUAAUUUCUCCCAACUACUCGUCAAGAGGAUCAUUUGAAUGUCAUGUCCAUUCUGCUUAUGGGCCUAUUUGGGAAUAACGUUAGCGAUUACAUUA